Prorocentrum cordatum is the source of this 509-nucleotide messenger RNA. The record is from the annotation of a GenBank genome assembly. Lineage: Eukaryota; Dinophyceae; Prorocentrales; Prorocentraceae.
CCUGCCUCCUCCUCCUCCUCCUCUUUCUCCUGCUCCUCCUCCUCCUCCUCCUCCUCAUCGUGGCCAUCUCGGACGAGCUCGAGACCUUCAAGCAGGAGGUCCAGACGCUCCGCGAGGGCGACGAGGCGCAGCAGGCAGCGCUCAAGACUCUCGGAUCGCCGACUGCCUCUCUCGUCCUGGCAGUAGUCGAGGCCCUGAUCGGCUGCGACAUCGGCGGCGCGUGCAAGAAGAUCCUGGAGGCAUGGCUCAUCAGGGCCAACGGGGCGCCCGAGGACGACACCACGAUAGCGAAGACCACGAUCGAGGACGCGGUCACUUUCAUCAGGCUCGAGAAAUGCCACGAGACGAAGAACACGAAGAUCCUCUUCGCCAUGAACGAGUGGGACAUGCGCCCACACAUCCUCGCCGCCCUCCGCUGCGAGGGCUCGGCCAUCAUCCAUACGGGGGUCAUGCCAGCGGGCUGGCUCGAGGAGGAGCUGUCGACGUGGCUCGACGCGCUCGCUCAGUAG